Messenger RNA from Racocetra persica, 122 nucleotides. NCBI's taxonomy places the organism in Eukaryota, Fungi, Glomeromycota, Glomeromycetes, Diversisporales, Gigasporaceae. The record is from the annotation of a GenBank genome assembly.
AAUCUGAAAAACCAUACUAUAAUAUAACUGCUCAAAAAAAUUUUUUGGCUAAACAAAAAUGUGCUGAAGAUAAGCUUUAUGAGUUAAAUGAGUUAUAUAAUAUUGUGUGUAAUUCUAGAUAG